Trypanosoma grayi is the source of this 543-nucleotide messenger RNA. RefSeq lists its product as hypothetical. Gene Ontology annotation, biological process: nucleotide-excision repair; proteasome-mediated ubiquitin-dependent protein catabolic process. Bases 1 to 543 code for a protein of 180 amino acids. NCBI's taxonomy places the organism in Eukaryota, Euglenozoa, Kinetoplastea, Trypanosomatida, Trypanosomatidae. The record is from RefSeq and is a predicted model, not a curated record. The transcript has a single exon. Gene Ontology annotation, molecular function: protein binding; damaged DNA binding.
AUGGAUGAAGGCCCAAUGGAGUUGCUUAGUCAUCUCCUUGAGACAGUCCCGAACCUUGUGGAAAUGCGGCAGCAGUUCCUGACCAACCCAGCGGAGAUCAUGCGGCAGGUUCAGGAAAACGACCCGCGACUCUUCGAGCUCAUCACGGCUAAUCAUCAGGAGUUUCUCGAGCUGGUGAACAACGAAGAUCUUGUCACAACUCUGCAGCAGCAGCAGGAGAUGCAGGCAGCAUUUCUUGAUGAAGAAGGUGCAUUUGAGGAUGAUGAAGAGAUGGAGGAGGCCGUUGGCUCCCUCAUGGCGCAGUACCUCCUGAGUGGAGGUGGCAGCGACAACAGCAAAGCCACGGAGGACGCGGGCGACAGUGGACAAAGUGAGACGCAGCGCUACUUGGAGCGUGUGCCGACGGAGGAGGAGGAGGGGAAGAUUGAACAACUGAUGCAGCUUGGCUUCACAAGAGAUCAGUGCAGGGUGGCCUUCUUUAAGACGAAGGGUAGCCUCGAGCGUGCGGCGAACCUGCUGUUUGAGGAUCCGCCGCAGUUGUAG